AUGAUUGGAUCAAUUUAUAAAAUCGUUUGUAGUCAAAGUGAAAUUUGCUACAUUGGUUCUACUUUUAACUUACUAAAACAUCGUAUGAUUGGACAUCGGUCUCAAUUUAAACGAUGGGAUGAAGGCAAAACAACAAGCGAAUUUGCAAUCUAUCCAUACUUUCGAAAGUAUGGUCCAUACGAAUUCAAGAUUAUGUUGAUCAAGCAGUAUGAUGUUGCCGAUAGGCAUCAGCUGCACGCUUAUGAAACUCUAUGGAUCAAUAAAUUCAAGAAAACUUGCGUGAAUAAGGUUCCUCCGUUUGCACCACUGAAGCAGCGUAUGCAGAAAGAGACUGUGAAAAGGUAUUGGAAAGCCAAUAGAGAAGAGAUAAAUGAAAAAAACAAGCAAUACAACGAGCUUCAUAGAGACAGACUUGUUGAGAAGGUUAUCUGUGAAUGCGGCGGUCAUUAUCAAUAUAGAGGCAGAUCGUAUCACUUCAAAUCUCAAAAGCAUAUCAGAUGGAUGGAAGCUCAACAUGAGCGUUGA
Molecule: messenger RNA, 525 nt
Organism: Phytophthora infestans T30-4
Lineage: Eukaryota; Oomycota; Peronosporomycetes; Peronosporales; Peronosporaceae
Exons: 1
Coding region: 1-525 (174 amino acids)
Source: RefSeq, a predicted model, not a curated record